AUGGCUCUCAAUAACAACUCACCACCGGAACAACUACGUUUGCUGCAAGAAUACUGUGGACAAGUGCAAGAUGAAAGUCGCAAAUUGAUCCAACAAGCAAGUCAGCAGCUGGAAAAGCAGGGAUCGUGGAUGAAAGAUCAAAGUCUGAAGAGUCUGCAAGAUACUCGCGAGAGACUGGAACAACGACGUGAAUGGCUGCAAGAUCAAGUACCAAAGCAGCUGAACGUUGCACGUACCAAGAUCCAAGACCACGGGAGUACCUGCCUCCAAACUCUUCGCUUGUGGUGGGACAACUUUCGUGCCUGGUGCUCCUUCCAAUGGCGCAAGUCGAUACGCCCGAUGCUAGAACCUUUUGUUCGGUGGUGCACCUUGCAAUGGCUCGUGGUCCUCGAGUUUGUCCGGCUCAUUCAACUUCGUGACUAUCGCUUCCGCAUGGACAACUUUAUCAUCAACUGGAAAGACGAACUGUUCCGGUUGGCCAUCUUUUUCAACAUCUUCCUCCUUUUGACCCAAGUCACCAACUGGCAGAUGAGCUACAUGAAGUAUUACGCAGGGAUUGUGUCGUCACAGACACACAUGGAAACACGAGAUCUUCCGUUUCACGUACGAAGUCGAUCCGCUGCCUUGUCUCGUGUGUCUCCGCUUGUAGUAGACGACGACAAGAUGCAGUGCUUGAAUUGGAAAGGACCGCCACCGCCAGUCAUUGUCAAUGCCGCUCCUCCGCCGACAGGAUUGGUCGUGACGAUGCUCUUGGGAGAGUCGUCUCUUGACUUUGUCUGCUCCUUCUUUCCAGGUCAACUCGAGAACUUUCUUCUUCCUCAAGCAUUGGAUGUACUCUUUCUUGUACCACCGGAUAAUACUCCAAGCCAUCAGGACGGCGGCGGCAAGACCAUGAUGGAACAAGUGCUCGAGUGCCUCCAGUUGUCAGACAAGCCAGUGAAGGCAACCAAGAAAUGGAAGAAUCUGGACGGCUCAACCUUGACGACGUCAGAGUACGUAUUGGGUGUGGUCGACCCCAACGACAGUCGCUCGAGUCGAUCCAUCUCCGUCUUCUUGGGCGAAACGGUCAUUGAGUUGCCUCGCUAUGUUCGAGAGGAUCCUUCCAUCCUGCAAAAGCCAAUGACAAACCGAUGUGAUGCACCGGUCAAUUACAUUUCAGCCACACGGUGGUACACCGACGAGAUGUUGCAUCUGUCAAUUCUCAAGGACUACGAGUAUUUUGUCAAAAUGGACACAGAUGUGGCCUUUGUCAAACAACUACCCUUCAAUAUCCUUCACGAUAUGAAACUGCGAGGUGCCUUGUUCGGUCACACGGCCAACUUUGCCCGUAUGGCACCACUACCCUGUGGCGAUGAAAUCACAACGGCAAUCAAAGCCUUCCAGUUACGUUGGCUGCACUACGAAGAGGGCGAUCGUUUGGCGGCAGAAGAGUUGUUCCCCUUCAAACCCAAAUCCAAAGUGACAUGGGGCGGGGCCAUCUGCAGCAGCAACAAUGCUCGUAUGCACAUGGAUACCGACUAUUACUAUUCCAACCUCAUCAUUGGCAGAACGGACUAUUUCCAAAGAGAGGAAGUUCGAGCUCUGGGACGAUUCAUGACAGAGUACCCCCAUGGCUUUUUCAAAUAUCGUUGGACCGAUCAAAGCUUUUGGCACUUUGCUUUGGGUCUCUUUGUCAACGAUUUUGAGGGGGGAAAUGUCGUGGCGGAUUACACCGAUUUUCGCUGUGCUCCGCUCCAGAACUGUUGGUGGAGCUACUUCAACAGAGACCAAUUCCCAACCGAAAUGGAGAAGUGCCGAAAUGGUGGAGCAUUCGUGCAUUCGAAAUCAACACAGAGUUGGGUAAAGGAGUGGUCACAGCUGAAUGUGACGUCGUGCCUAGCAAUUGCAGAACGUCCUACGAUCCCUUAUGAGUCACAGUAUCGUCAUGAAUGCCCUCAAGGAAUCAUAUAG
Molecule: messenger RNA, 1950 nt
Organism: Seminavis robusta
Lineage: Eukaryota; Bacillariophyta; Bacillariophyceae; Naviculales; Naviculaceae
Source: the annotation of a GenBank genome assembly